Molecule: messenger RNA, 1358 nt
Organism: Dipodomys spectabilis (banner-tailed kangaroo rat)
Lineage: Eukaryota; Metazoa; Chordata; Mammalia; Rodentia; Heteromyidae
Gene: Psmd6
Product: proteasome 26S subunit, non-ATPase 6
Exons: 8
Coding region: 79-1248 (389 amino acids)
Biological process (GO): proteasome-mediated ubiquitin-dependent protein catabolic process
Cellular component (GO): proteasome regulatory particle
Molecular function (GO): protein binding
Source: RefSeq, a predicted model, not a curated record
UACCGGUGCGAGCCGAGCCCCGGUGUCCGCGCCCCGGUCCCUUUCCGUGCCGCCGCCGCCGCCGCCGCCGCCGCCGCGAUGCCGCUGGAGAACCUGGAGGAGGAGGGUCUGCCCAAGAACCCCGACCUGCGCAUCGCGCAGCUGCGCUUCCUGCUCAGCCUGCCGGAGCACCGCGGGGACGCGGCGGUGCGCGAGGAGCUGAUGGCGGCCGUCCGUGACAACAACAUGGCCCCUUACUACGAAGCCUUGUGCAAGUCCCUCGACUGGCAGAUGGACACCGACCUACUCACCAAGAUGAAGAAGGCAAACGAAGAGGAGCUGAAGCGGCUGGACGAGGAGCUGGAAGACGCCGAGAAGAAUCUGGGCGAGAGUGAAAUUCGAGACGCCAUGAUGGCGAAAGCGGAGUACCUCUGUCGGAUAGGUGACAAGGAGGGAGCUCUGACAGCUUUUCGCAAGACCUAUGACAAAACUGUGGCCCUGGGUCACCGGCUGGAUAUUGUAUUCUAUCUCCUUAGGAUCGGUCUCUUUUAUAUGGAUAAUGAUCUCAUCACACGAAACACUGAAAAGGCAAAAAGCCUCAUUGAAGAAGGAGGAGACUGGGACAGGAGAAACCGUUUAAAAGUGUAUCAGGGUCUUUAUUGUGUGGCUAUUCGAGACUUCAAGCAGGCAGCCGAACUCUUUCUGGAUACUGUGUCAACGUUUACAUCCUAUGAACUCAUGGACUACAAAACCUUUGUGACUUACACUGUUUAUGUCAGCAUGAUUGCCUUAGAAAGACCAGAUCUCAGGGAGAAGGUCAUUAAAGGAGCAGAGAUUCUUGAGGUGUUGCACAGUCUUCCAGCGGUGCGGCAGUAUCUGUUUUCUCUCUAUGAAUGUCGUUACUCCGUUUUCUUCCAGUCCUUAGCCGUUGUGGAACAGGAGAUGAAAAAAGACUGGCUUUUUGCUCCUCAUUACCGAUACUAUGUAAGAGAAAUGAGAAUUCAUGCAUACAGCCAGCUGCUGGAGUCAUAUAGGUCAUUAACCCUAGGCUAUAUGGCAGAAGCCUUUGGUGUUGGUGUGGAAUUCAUUGAUCAGGAGCUGUCCCGAUUCAUUGCUGCUGGGAGACUACACUGCAAGAUAGAUAAAGUGAAUGAAAUAGUGGAGACAAACAGACCUGAUAGCAAGAACUGGCAGUACCAAGAAACUAUCAAGAAAGGAGACCUGCUUCUAAAUAGAGUUCAGAAACUUUCCAGAGUAAUUAAUAUGUAAAACCAUUUAAUAGAGGAUUUCCUUCACAGAUAAUUAAUUUGGAUUUUUAUAGUUUACUUUGUGCCCAGUGCAACUGUAAAAAAUAAAUACUUCAUUAUUGUUUCCUUCAA